CUUGUGAGUUGCGGUUCUUGUGUUUGCCGGUAAGUUACGUUUCGAUUGAUGUUUGUUUUGAAUGUGUCGCAAAUUUGGUUCGGUGGCCUGGAGAACGCGGGCAGCUCACAGAAACUCAAGAUUCAGAUGAUGACAUAAAUUUCUAUUUCUGGAAGAAAAACUGCUUGUUGUGGGCUACAGAUGGUAUUGGGGAAAGUUAGUAUGAUGGCUGAUGAUGGCUAUGAAAAAGUUCGCAAAAUUAAAUCUUUACUGGCAGAGUGCAUGGUACCACCAAGGGAAUCACAGUUCUUAAAUUUAGAUAGAUAUAUCGAAGAAAACAGUGAGGUAUCAUUUAUUCCUGAUCCCCCUAGCUGGUGCAAUAUAAGCUUUCGUGGCUUUCAGGAAAGAGUGCUCACUUAUAGACCACAACAUUGGGGAGCUGAUCCAAAUGCUGUUCUGUGGUUCUCGAAAUAUGGCUGGCGAUGCACUGAAAAAUUUGUGAUAAAGUGUGAUAUAUGUUCUUCAACAGUUGAAUGUUCCUCAUUGAUCCAGAAACCAGACUUGUGGGGUGAUAUUGCUCAUAAAGCACAUGAUAAUUUGUGCUAUUGGUCAUUUUGUCCCUGUCCGGAUAGAUUUAUACAGAUCAUAACUCAUCCAAAAAUUUUGUGCAAAAAUAUAUGCCACAGUUGGAAAAAAAUUAUUAUGUAUGAAAGUGAGUUACCAAAGAUACAACAAGUUGUGUUAGAUAAAAUGGGUCUGAGCAGAGAUAUUCUGGAGCAUUUGUUUAAAAUCAUUGAAACAAAUUGUUCUGAAGAAGGAAUAAGUGCACUGGUUUUAGUGAUCUGUGGUUGGCUGAAGAGCUCAGAAGAUAACACUCUAGAAUGUGCAUAUUGUGAGAGGCAUUUAGCCCUGCGUCACUUUUUUAGCAUUGCAGACAGCAGCAAAAUUAAUGACUCUGUACCUGUUCAAGAUGAUGUUCGCCCAGGGGAUGAAGCAACGAAAAUGGACAUCUCUGAAACAAAUGCAGGCAAGAGCUUGUCAUCAGAAACUAAUCGAGAUAAUUCAGUCGCUGACAGUGGAUGUAAAAUUGAGAGUGUUCAUACGUUACACCCAAUGAAACGAAUCAGAAGGGGUCAGCCUGCAGUUCAUACAAGAAUCGCACGUCAUCGGGCACGUGCUCUAUCUUGUGUGACUAAACAGCAAUUCCCCUCUUUUUGUAAUAUGCUUCAUUUGCGGUAUGGUGUUAAAUUACCCAAACACAGAGGAUCCCGUAAAAAUAAAAAAUACUUGGGGAGGAAAUAUUCAGGAAGUGACAUAAUUGUGGAAGAUGAGAUAACAACUAAUGGAAAUGAAUCAACUUGUGAGAAACCUACUCAAGAAUUAUAUUACAUUGACAAAACUGAUGAGGAAGACUCUGGUCCUCCGAAUGGAAAAAAUGGUAUUAAAAGAAAAUUUCCUGAUGAUGAAGACACUGAGAAUAUUGAAAUAUGUCAAAUUGACAAACAGCAGAAAGUUGCUGCUGAUGUUUCUAAAAUUGAGGAUAAUAAUUCUAAUAUGCAUAAAGUGGAUAUCGAUACAGUGUCUAAUGUGAAAUAUAGUACUGAAGAUUCUGUAAAACCAGAAUCAGAUUCAGAGAUGAUUACAAGAAAUUUGACCUCAGAAAAUGUUGAAAUAAGUAGAAACAUGACUGAAAGUAAUCUGCCAGUCAGCGAACAGCUUGUAAGUCCCCAUGAACUUGAGGGAAAAGAAGCCUCAUCCUCUUCAAAUUGCGUGCAGAAUACCCUUCGCAAUAAAUCUGAUGAUGUGCCUCCAGCCGAGGAAGAAUACAGAGGAGAUAGCAAUUUUGAGAAAAAACAGAAUGAAAUUGCAAAAAUAGCUGCCAUUUCUGCCUCUGAGGAAAUUGGUCCAAAUGUUGGUAAACGACAGCUCAUUUGUGAUGAUGACCAACAAACAGAGGGACCAAACAAGAGAUUGAAUAUUAGUUCAGAGAAUAGUCCACUGAGGAAGAAAAACCUCAAUCCUGUUGUUGAACAUAGAUUUUGGUGUAUAUGGAGGAUCAAAACAGUUGACAGGCUUCUGGGAUCUCCCAAGGAAGGCUGGAGACAAAUCCUGGAUCUCUUGAAGUUUGGUGUUUCACCACAAAAUUCUGAAGCUGAAGAGGAAGCUGGUGACAUGUUUGAAGAAGUGAAGAAAAUACACUACAUGAUGAGUGGUUGGUAGGAGUACACAAAAUGCAAACCUUGGAUAGUUACGAAAACCAUUCCAACAAUCAUUGUGAAUGGGUCAUAUGGAUGAAUGUUUUGUAUAUGUGAAAAUACAACUGAAAAGCAAUAGACAGUACUCUAUAAGUGAUUAGAUGUGACUUUUCCUACCAGAUUAUCCUGAUGUUGCCAUCUGGAAACAAACUGUUGGGCACAGUAAUAGAUCUCAAAUUGCUGACCAGUGCUGUCAGCUACAUAAUUGAUUUUUCUGGUAGUUUAUGUAAAAAUGUGUUGUAUGUCAUUUAUGUAGUAAUAUAUCAUUUUUAUGUCAUAAAUCAUUAAAAAUGCUUAUUAUAGUA
Molecule: messenger RNA, 2539 nt
Organism: Schistocerca piceifrons (Central American locust)
Lineage: Eukaryota; Metazoa; Arthropoda; Insecta; Orthoptera; Acrididae
Exons: 6
Coding region: 181-2199 (672 amino acids)
Cellular component (GO): nucleus
Molecular function (GO): zinc ion binding
Source: RefSeq, a predicted model, not a curated record